AUGUUAACCCACGCAGCAGCACCUCAAGAUCGACGGCCCCUUGUCAUCUCCGGCCCUUCAGGCGCAGUUUCCCACACAACCCGACAACCACGCCCGGGUGAAACAGACGGUAUAUCCUACCACUUUGUUUCCGUCGAGACAUACAAGUCUCUCAAGACCAGCGGAGGUCUGCUAGAAGAUGCAAUGUAUACCAAUGACUUCUACGGAACGAGUAAAGCAGCACUCGAAGAAAUAUUCGACAGACAACUCAUCCCUAUUCUUGAUAUCGAGAUGAAUGGCGUGCAACAGGUGUAA
Molecule: messenger RNA, 294 nt
Organism: Penicillium verrucosum
Lineage: Eukaryota; Fungi; Ascomycota; Eurotiomycetes; Eurotiales; Aspergillaceae
Product: guanylate kinase
Exons: 2
Coding region: 1-294 (97 amino acids)
Cellular component (GO): cytosol
Molecular function (GO): GMP kinase activity
Source: RefSeq, a predicted model, not a curated record